AUGAAAUCGGACAAUUCAGGUUCGUGCGAAGUUCGUUCUGAAAUGGAGUGGUUGGUGUAUUGCAUAGUUUUAGCCAUUGGAUUUCACUCAAAACCACCAAAUGACUCCUCCCACCAUAUUAUGAUGUUCCCCAAGUUUUGGACUCAAUCCGAUAUCGAUUGGUCCAUGAAAUCGGACAAUUCAGUUUUAGCCAUUGGAUUUCACUCAAAACCACCAAAUGACUCCUCCCACCAUAUUAUGAUGUUCCCCAAGUUUUGGACUCAAUCCAAUUUCGAUUGGUCCAUGAAAUUGGACAAUUCAGACAUUGGAUUUCACUCAAAACCACCAAAUGACUCCUCCCACCAUAUUAUGAUGUUCCCCAAGUUUGGACUCAAUCCGAUAUCGAUUGGUCCAUGA
Prunus armeniaca (apricot) is the source of this 396-nucleotide messenger RNA. The record is from the annotation of a GenBank genome assembly. NCBI's taxonomy places the organism in Eukaryota, Viridiplantae, Streptophyta, Magnoliopsida, Rosales, Rosaceae.